Molecule: messenger RNA, 567 nt
Organism: Dentiscutata heterogama
Lineage: Eukaryota; Fungi; Glomeromycota; Glomeromycetes; Diversisporales; Gigasporaceae
Source: the annotation of a GenBank genome assembly
AUGACUGUAACCUUGAUCUCUACGCCACCGGCGGUCGUAACGCCCGAACAGAUAAAUCAAUUACAACAAAAUCCCCCAGAUUCUGGAUUAAUGCCACAAAUUGCUCGUCAUAUUCAACAAAAUGUUCGUUUAUUAAUCACCCCCCCUGCGUUUGAUGCUAUGCUUGGGAAAGGAACUUUAUAUGUAACUGAAAGACAAACAUUAGAUAACAUAGGACCAUGUAUUUAUACACAAUUGGAUAUUAAUCCGAAUAGUUUAACGGGUGUUAAUCGAAGUACAGAAAAUCAGAUUGAUGCAAUCUUUGAAGCUUUAUCUGAAUGUGCCGCAUUACAUCCUGACAAAGAAUAUAUGGAAGAAGAUUCAGAUAGUGAAUUUUAUGGCAAUGGUGAUAAUAAUGAAUGGAUCACUGCCGCACCAAGUGAUGAACAAGAACUAAGUGAAGUUGGAAAUGCAUCACGGGCAUAUUUGGAUUCUAUUAUUGAUCAAUCAGGUUUGACAGAGCAACAAAGAACAUCUCCAGAUACAAAUGAACAUAAUGAAGAGAUGUUUGAGGAUGCAGAUGAAUAA